UUUUAAACCGAACGUAACGCCGGAGCCAGACGCAUACGCAUGCUGAUCGGUCCAGUUUAGAUGCGCAGAAACCGUCCCGAGCUCCGAUAACGCAGUCUGAAUCUAAACUGAAGUGCUUUAGAGAGGUCAUUGCUCUGAUUCAGACAGAAUCGCAAAGCGUAUUUAUCAUUUGAAUAUAGGGUGGCCGAACUAUACGAACGUGCAUUUGGUACAUAAACUGUCGAGCGGCAGUGGCCAGAGCGGCUUGGAUUGGUAGAAAAUCGGACAAAGCCACGCGCUCGGGUGACCUUCGAUCGGUUUCGAGCACCCCAAAGAGGACAACGGAGGUGUGUGUGUGGCCACACGCGGAGAAGGAACACUUGAGGCCAGGAACAUCGACCGAUAGCGGCGCAUCCCACCGACAAUGAUUGCCAGUGUCGAGGAGAUGCGGAACCAGGCGCACGGCCUCUGCCGAGACUACCUGCACGGCGCGUGGCAGCUCAUCUCGCCAGAUGACAUGGUCAUCAAACCCAUCAGCGGCGGAAUGAGCAACUUUUUGUUUCUGUGCGAGCUGCCCGACGAUCAGCAGCCGUUGGCCGGGGAGCCGUGUCAGGUGCUGCUCAGGAUGUAUGGACAGGUGCAGGACGGGGGCCACGAGUCUAUCACGGAGUCGGUCAUCUUCACACUGCUGGCCGAGCGGAGACUCGGGCCCAAACUGUACGGCAUCUUCCCCGGGGGAAGGCUGGAGGAGUUCAUUCAGGCCUCCUCUCUGCGGUACAGUGACCUGCGCUCUCCCGAGGUCAGCCGUCAGAUCGCCCGUCAGCUGGCCACGGUCCACUCGCUAGACGUGCCCAUCUGCAAGGAGCCCAGGUUCAUCUGGCAGAUGAUGAAAAAGUGGAUCCGGAUGACCAAAGAGUGUCUGGACGACCGAACCAUGGCAGAGCACGCCGACAAGGUGGAUGUCAUCAAAUCACUGCGGCUGGUCAGCUUCGAACAGGAAAUGGAGUGGCUCAAGCGGUAUUUCGACCGAGUACCAUCUCCGGUGGUAUUCUGCCACAAUGACCUCCAGGAGGGCAACGUACUCCGGCACAGCGACGUCAAGGGAGGUCGGCAGCGACUCACACUGAUCGACUUCGAGUACUGCAGCUACAACUACCGUGGCUUCGACCUGGCCAACCACUUCUGCGAGUGGCUGUACGACUACUCCUCGCCGCAGCCGCCCUUCUUCACGGAGCACCCGGACCGAUGGCCGAGUCGGGAUGAACAGCUGCGCUUCAUUCGCGCCUACCUGGAGCACCGCUUCAAGACUGCGGCCGUGGACGACGACGACGAACACCCGGUGAUGGACAAGGAGCAGCUGCAGCGAGAGGAGGAGAGCAUGCUGGACGAGAUCAACGUCUACAGUCUGGGCUCGCACCUGUUCUGGGCCGUCUGGAGCAUCACCAACGCGGCCACCUCGUCCAUCAACUUCGGAUACUGGGAUUACAGCCUGUGCCGACUGAAGGCAUACCAGCGACAGAAGCAGCACCUCAUGGAAAGUGACCCGCGCUGUCCAAAGAUGGCACAGGGCGUGAAACGGAACCUCGACUAGAGGUCAUCUCCCAUGACCCGGUAUCGGGUCAGACAAGUCUUGAUGAGCUCAGUACGACGGAUGUAUGACUGGCUCUUGCAGCGACGGUCGCGCCGAGACAAGGCGUCAGCUUGGAGCCCAAACCGCGGCACGCGUGGACACACUAGGUGGCGGUUGGGUGCGAAGCGGGGAAAUAGCAGAGGGCGAUACGGUAAGUACCAACCAUUGAGGAGCUACCGUCUCGAGUGGAGGCUCAGGGCUCUACAGGGGAGCAUCACGGAUGGCACAUUACAAGUUACAGCGAUGCUAUGUUGAGCGCUCAGUGUGUAUCGGCUGCACAAAUCCAAGCCAGCCAUUAGCGUAGAAGCCUCUGGGGUGCAAAGAUUACCACUCAGCAGCCAGCAGGGUAGAGACUAGAUGUGCCAUUGCUCACAACCGAUCGCGAGACGAAUUACGUGCCUUACUGGACCCAUCAGCCACUAAAUGGUAGAACGAGUGAUCCAUUAAAUGUGUGUCUUCUUCGUGGGCUGUGUUUCAUGUGCGCAUUCCUAAUCAGCGACUAGCGAGUACCUCAUGUGCACCCAUCGGAGACCAAGAAGAGUCUGUUUGUGAGUAUGGGUUGUGAAUAGACUUCAGAGCGCUGUAGACUGCAGUUCACUACUGUGCAAGCGAUAAUUGGUCAGUGAUUGGUUUUAGAUGUGAAAGUGUUUGAAUGGAGAGAAAUGAUGUAUUGAUCAUGUUAGUUUUAGAAGAGAGUGGUCAGUAUUAGAAGUCUGUCAGACCAGACGAUUUGUCUUCAAUUUCUCUGUAAAUACGAGUGAAUGGGGCUGACAUUACAAACGAUUAUCAUAUCACAAUCUCGAUUAUCGCUUUGAAAACGUAUAAGCAUGUAGGUAGUAUGAUUGCCUGCUGUUGGCAUGUCUGGCUGGGACCAAAGCAGAUGGUCCAUCAAUAUGCAACUGUGGCGUGCAAUUACGAUUGGAUUCAUCGAUCAGGGUGAUCACCAUUGUUUGUGAAUCCUGCAAUGGAAUAGUGAUAACACAACGCGCAUUAUUUACAGCUCACCUGGUCCAAUACGUGGAGCUUACCAGGGAAGAGGGAACACAGUGAAGUGUUUGUGAAUCAAGGAAUGUGACAUGGCUGUAAAAUAAACCGUGAGCAUGGAAAA
Molecule: messenger RNA, 2717 nt
Organism: Amphibalanus amphitrite
Lineage: Eukaryota; Metazoa; Arthropoda; Thecostraca; Balanomorpha; Balanidae
Product: choline/ethanolamine kinase-like
Exons: 9
Coding region: 404-1570 (388 amino acids)
Biological process (GO): phosphatidylethanolamine biosynthetic process; CDP-choline pathway
Cellular component (GO): cytoplasm
Molecular function (GO): choline kinase activity; ethanolamine kinase activity
Source: RefSeq, a predicted model, not a curated record